Phaeodactylum tricornutum CCAP 1055/1 is the source of this 576-nucleotide messenger RNA. RefSeq lists its product with no specific name. The coding region runs from base 1 to 576 and encodes 191 amino acids. The record is from RefSeq and is a predicted model, not a curated record. The transcript is spliced from 3 exons. NCBI's taxonomy places the organism in Eukaryota, Bacillariophyta, Bacillariophyceae, Surirellales, Neidiaceae.
AUGGUGAUGCGAAGUCGAUGGUUGGCCUCCACUUUGAUGACUCUCUCACCGCUAUCCUGCACGAAUGCAGCAGCCCCGUUCGUAUCGCGUCUUCUGAUUGCAGCGCAGCAGAGUUCAAAGCCAGCCGCGGAUCCUGCUCCUGGAAGUCCUUUUCACUACGCCUUUCCUGUGCAUAACCUGGAAGCAGCCAAGGACUUUUACGAAAAUGUGUUGGGCUGUGUCGAAGGCCGUUCAAGUGAAAAGUGGCAGGACUACUCGUUGCACGGGCAUCAAAUUGUCGCCCACUGGGCCGGGAACGAUUAUCGCUGUCAAGACUACUACAAUCCGGUGGAUGGGGAUGAGGUCCCUGUUCCUCAUGUGGGGCUUGCUUUGACUGUAGAACAGUUCCACGAAUUGGCUGAGCGAGUCCGGAGCAAGGGCGUCAAUUUCAUUAUUGAGCCACAUCUUCGAUUCAAGGGAAUGCCGGGCGAACAGUAUACUAUGUUCUUCAAGGAUCCGUCAGGAAACAACCUUGAGUUCAAAGCCAUGACUCAUCCUGAAAAUCUCUUUGCGAAAUACAACGUUACGAAUAAGUAA